AUGGAGAAUUCGAACUCACACGUAUGGGUAAACAGGCCGUGGACGAACCAGAACAUCGCCCGUGAACAGCUCAUGGCACAUAAUAACCUUCAUGAUUCCCCCUCAUAUCCGCCUGAGGAACCCCCGGUUUUUGGGUUAAUGACUCGAACCCUGGUGCAAUCACCGGUCAUUCGCCAGAUCAUCCCGGCUCGCAUCAGGAGUAAGGAUUUGAACGAUGUUGUAUUCAUUGGGGAAUCAUUUAUAGAAUUACACAUUCUCACAGAAGAUGGUAAACUCCGUCAGGUUGGAUCAAAGACCGAUUUUCAAGCCGACAUUCGGCAUGCCAGAGUUUUUGGCUCGCCGAGGAAACACUUUUAUUCGGCUCAAGAUGCAAUCUUUAGGCAAGGGCUAGCAAGCCAGUUACAAGACGAUACGGAUAUGCGAGGAGAUGGGGAAGAUGCUAGUAAACAGAUGUUACCACCCCAUAUACUCGCUCUAACUCUAGAUUCGGGUCAUCUUGCUUUCAUCUACGCAAAAGAUUCUGAGGUACAGGGAGAAGUAGAUUUCGUGGUUUCAACAAAGAGAAUAGAUUCAAAAGGAGUCCACCCAGCAACUUUGGGGAAAUCCAUAGCUAUAGAUCCCCGGUCCAGGGCAUUGGCAGUAGCUGCUUACCAGGAUCAUUUCCGGAUUUAUGCACUUCACUCCACAGAAGAACUAGAGCAGCAAGUACGCCAGGGGAAAACUCUAAACCCAAUCAAAGAGGAAAAGAAUUUCGAAGUCAAAGGCUUGAUACUACAUAUGGAAUUCCUUCAUCCAUCUCCUGAUGACCAGGAUCACGUGAUUUUAUUGUUAUUUGUGAUCGAUUCGAACCAAAAAUCACGCUUACACUUAUAUGAGUGGUGGACCUCAAAAACGUUACGAACGGCAACUAAACAUGGAAACCAUGGAUUCCGUAUACCCAGUGAUAUAUCCAUGCCUUUACAUGUGAUACCACUCGUUAUCAGUUCCGCGUUUCUACUGGUCACAGAGUUUUCAACACAUGUUGUGAAGGCCUCAGACAUCAUGUCAGGGAGCCCUUCAUUCGCAAAGAUUGCAUUUCCGCCUGCCCCUCCGAAUGGUCAGCGACGAGUUCUUGUAACUUCAUGGGCCCGACCUUUAAGGACUCCAAAUUAUGCAUAUAACCACGAUGAUAUGUAUCUGGCUAUGGAAGAUGGGGAUAUCUUUUUUUUGGAAGUAGAUACGGAGGGACCAAAUCUAAUACAGUUGGCCAACAAAGCAUGCCAUCUCGAUUGCUCUAUAGGGACGGCGUUCGCAUCGUUGGAUUUUGGGUUGACUAAAAAUGAUAUGCUUGUUGCAGGCGGGGAGAUGAGCAGUGGUGGGGUAUACCUAUUAAAGAUAGGACCACAUCCUGUGGAAACUGAACCAAAGCUUGAAGAAUCCGUCGCCAAUUGGUCGCCAGUUUUCGAUUUUGAUCUUGUGAAAAUACCUGCCCAAGGACAUCGUGGGAAGGCAGAAAGGGACCGUGUAUUUGCUUGCACAGGUCGCGGAGACCAUGGCGCAAUCACUGAACUGCGAUACGGGAUUCAAGCAAGAAUCCAAGGCUCGGCAGAAUAUCAUUCUGGCGUUAGGCGGCUUUGGGUUCUUCCCGAUUCUUCUGGUGCAGGCUAUUUCCUGCUUUCUUCGUUGCCAGAUAGGUCAAGCUUGUGUUUCCUAACACCAUCUGGGGACUGGGAGGAGGCAAGCGAGUUUGGUCUUUUGGAGAUGGACGAAACCACGCUGGCUGCGGGUGCUGUGGGAGCACUUUCUGUGCAAGUUACACCUCGUACAAUCAUCAUUACUCAAUUAAAAAAAGAGAACCUCACUCUUCAUAGAGAUGGUGGUGGGGAUGUUGAUGUUCCUAUGGCAGAUAUUGGGAUGGAUAUGGAAAGUCCUCUCACCAUGAAGGAUGAGUGUAAUGUGGGAGAAAUCAUUGUAGCAGCAGCACUAAAGGACCAAUUUUUAGUAGUUGCAAUUCGAAAGGGUGUUGUAGUGGAGUUAAUACUAGCUACUAUACAAGUUGAUGAGAAUACCAGUGGGAAAUUUCUUAAUCCUGUUGGUUUACCUACCACCCUGUCUGAAGACCCAACCUUCAUAACUAUCUUAGAAAUAAAUCAACGCAUGCUGGUAGUUGUUGGAACGCAGAAAGCUACAAUUCAAAUGUUCCUUUUUGAUCUGUUGAACGGGUUAAUACCAUUGUUAGAUAAACCAAUGUAUGAGGGGAAUACCGAAGGUCAACUGGCUUUGUUCACCUGCGAGUCUGUAGCACUCCUCGCCGCUAAUAACUCCUCGACGUUACUGUGCGGGUUGAGAGGUGGCACUGUGCUUGCACUAAAUGUGAAAUGGGAAAGAUGCCUUACUCUCGAGAGAAUCGAGGAGAUAAAAUUCGGGCCAACCCCAGUUCAGCUCCAUCCUGAUGUGCGACGGUAUGACUCAGCCUUUGUUUUGGCAGGGCCUGAGCUCUUUCGGUUUGAUUCUCCAAAUGGGAAAUUCAGAGCUUCACAGGUCGUAUUUGAAGAGUCUGAUGUUGAACCAUCAUUAGUCGCCUUUGCGCAAAUCAACUCACUAGAUUCAGAAAAUAUCGUGAUUGGUAUGACUAAGGACCAAAUAUUUUACGCUGACGUUGGGGAAAGUGAGAAGGUUUGUGUUCGUAGACUUCGCCUAAAUGAGACACCCAGAAAGCUCUUGUUUUACAAGCCUCUUAACGUCCUUAUUGUUGCCUGUUCGCGGACUGCAUCCGAUGAUCCCCGAGUUGAGAGCGAGAGACAUAUCCCUGGAAGAAGAAGAUCGUUCUGUUCUCUGAGAUUCAUAGAUCCCAGAACUGGAGAGUCCAAAGCCGACCGAGAUAUCCGUGACAGUUCAAAAAAGGAGCUUAUUUUUGGGAAAGCGAAUGAGCAGAUCUAUUGCCUUGCAGAAUGGAACAUUGAAAUCGAAAAUAAACCCUACCGUUACAUCGUAUUAGGAACAGAUUAUAUCAACGUCACAACCGCAGACGCACACAGGGGCAGGGUCAUUGUGCUUUCUGUUAUCCUUGGAUCUUCCGGAAACAUCGAGGUUCGACGACGAUUCCAGAUACAAUGCGAUGAGCCCGUUUAUUCUUUAGCACCCUAUAGCACUAAUUCCCUAUAUCAAAGAAGUUUGAUGAUGUCGCCAAGGCGAAACGCCGAUUCAAUGCUCAUUUUCAGAUUCGAAUAUGGAGAGUUCAAAGAGCUUGUCAGCGAUGAUACCGCUCGCAAUGGGUUUCAUCAUUUCCAGCUUUUCAAAAAUUUCUUCCUAGCUACUGAUAAGCAGUAUGGCAUUGCCGGACUAUGGCAACCCCCAAAUCCUCGUAAUGUGGAGAGUUUGGUGACAGUGGUAGAGGCGGAAUUAACCAGUUCCAUAUCUCGGAUAAGGAAGGGAAAUGUGAGGCCACCAUGGCAGCUCAAUAAACCACGUCCUGGUGUUGUUUUUCCGGACCAAGAUCUCAUUGCUGCUGGCGUCAAUGGCUCAAUUUUCCAACUCACACUCUUAGAGGAAGGCCCUUUGCGACUAUUGAAAUAUAUCCAAGAUCUUUAUAGAUCUAAAGUUGGUAUGAGCCGGCGUAACCUAUCAGCAUUAGGAGACCAUGAUCCACAACUAGGUCAGGUAGAUGGAGAUAUCUUGGUGACAAUUUUAAAGCUCGGAAAUGAAUGGUUGAGAGAUCUGGUAGUAAAGUCGGACAGAGGCGACCCUAAUAUGCCCAAAUUAACGGAACUCGCUGGUAGAGUGCUGGAUGGGUUUGGGAAAACAGAAUUGAUCGAAGAAGUUAUGGGAUACAUGGAUACUUUGGUGAACAGUGUCGUCUUGUAG
This is a messenger RNA of Morchella importuna, 3843 nucleotides long. RefSeq lists its product as uncharacterized. Gene Ontology annotation, biological process: mRNA splicing, via spliceosome. Gene Ontology annotation, cellular component: U2 snRNP; nucleus. NCBI's taxonomy places the organism in Eukaryota, Fungi, Ascomycota, Pezizomycetes, Pezizales, Morchellaceae. Gene Ontology annotation, molecular function: U2 snRNA binding; protein binding. The transcript has 20 exons. The record is from RefSeq and is a predicted model, not a curated record. The coding region runs from base 1 to 3843 and encodes 1280 amino acids.